AUGGAGACAAAGAGCUGGCGAAAGGUCCCAAUUUACCAACAUUUGUCGAAUUUUGGUUUCAUUGUUGGUCACAUUCAACAACGCAUGAUAUCCCGUGUCCCACUUGACCUUCAUAGGACCUUUGUAAAACAGCCCAAGUGCUUCACAUAUACAAAUGGCGAGGGGGACCUAGAAGCUAUUUCCAUGGCGCUUACAGAUGUUGCUGCUCUUUUCUUGGACCGCCACUGGACUCUCCAGUCCCUGUCUGCCUUAGGACUGGCGGAGAUGGAGAAGCUGAAAUUCUGCCUGUUGUCGGAAUGCAAUGAGAUGCUGCAGAUUGUCAAUGGACGCCAUUUAGAAGAUUUUUUCGUAAGACCAGUUCUUGGAUCAUUACAACAUCUCUCAAUUCAUUACAUGAAGAGUCUCCUUUGCAUCUGGAAUGGUCCAAUUCAUAGUCGGUGUCUGUCCAAUCUAAAAACCUUGGCGAUGCAUUCAUGCCCUGAGCUGAGGACCAUUUUUACGCAGGGGUUGCUUGAAAGUCUCACUUGCUUGGAGUGCCUUAUCGUUGAAGACUGCAGCACAAUAAAAACCCUAGUAAGUUUGGAAUCUCCCCAGUCUACAUCAACUCCUUGUCUCCCAAGCUUAAAGAAGAUAUCACUUAUCCACCUCCCAGAAUUGUUGAGCAUCUCUGGUAGUAUAAGUAUUGCCCCAAGAUUAGAAAGUCUGGUCGUUUAUGAUUGCCCAAACCUUGAGAAACUAUCCUACAUGAAAGCAUUUGAUAAUAAUAUCAAGGAAAUUAAAGGAGAGAAUGAAUGGUGGGAUGCAUUGAAAUGGUGCCAACCGGACUGGACCGGUGGUCGGCCUGAUUAUCUGGCUAGAGUUUUCAUCCCGCUUGGAACAAAUGCGUUUUUUUUUUUUACCACAGGUAUUAAGGAAGCGGGAACAGUGCAAGUGGACUCACGCCCUUGUGAAUUUUAUAAACGAAGUGUAUAUUAAAAGGUGUAAGUUGCAUAUGCCUAUACUUGCUAGAAUGAAAUCAUUUUCUUCCUACUGGCCUAGUCACAAGGGAAAAGGAAAGGGAAAAGUUUAAAUUUAUAGUACACUUGGAAAAAUACUUUUGUAUAUGUUUUUGUAGUAAUGAAACUAUUGUUAUAUCUUAUAUGUUUACCCAAUUGUUAGAAAAUGUGAUAGCUUUUUUAUAAGUUGUGCAAACUUUGUUUCGUAUUAUAUGAUUUUUUUUGAAGAAUUUGUAGAUUAUUUGUUACUUUAUUAUAGUUUGGUUUGUAGUCUUUUUAAAACAAUGUGUGACA
This is a messenger RNA of Lactuca saligna, 1289 nucleotides long. Lineage: Eukaryota; Viridiplantae; Streptophyta; Magnoliopsida; Asterales; Asteraceae. The record is from the annotation of a GenBank genome assembly.